GAUGAAUGGAUAUUUGUGUGGAUUAAAAUUUUCCUUAAUCUUUGAAGUAGUUUUGUAAAGAGGAGCAGAGAAAGGGAGUGCAGUCAUUGGAUGUUUUUCAAAAUUGGGAAAUACUGUGUCGUUUACUAUAUGCUUAUGGGAAUAUUCUAGUGGUAAGAGAGAAAUGUAUGCAGAAGACAGGGCUGGGAUUGAGUGUGAGAUACUUGAAAUAAAGAGUUUGGGUGUAUUGCAGUUAUUGGCGAUAAAAUCUUCUAGGUUGUGACUGUGAAAACAGAUAGCUGAAGUGUGGGUUGGGUGGUUUGAAGUGAGGAUAUCUCAGAGCUGAGGGUGCAGGUGUUGAAAGGAUUUUACGUGUCUAUGUUGGAGUUGCCAAGAAUGUUGAUGGAAUUGUGGUGGAAGAGAAGUAAACCAGGUACCAAAAUCUUCAAUAAGUAUGUGCAGAUAACUGGAAGAUUAAUAGGUAGAAGACCAACAGAAAGGUAUAGCUGUUGUUGCUAGUGUUAUGGCACAUGCUUCUAAAUGAAGGUUUUGACGUAGGAGAAAUUGUGUAACGAUGUGUAAUGAGGAAUACAGCCAACCCACCAUUUGAGGGAGCUGUUGGUGGGUAGCUUCAUAUGGUGGUAGCAGACAGCAUUUUGCUGAAGACAGACUUGCCUUUUGGAGAGGUUUGGGCAGGCUAGGAGAAGGUGUGAAGGUCCCUUUAAAUAGGUCAGUGUAGGAAGAGAGUUGAAUGAGGGAAAAAAGGGAUAUGAGGCAUGAGGCUUGGUGUGGAGGUUGGAUGUGCUCUUAGGGAAAGACGAGUAACCAACUAGUUGUGCUGAUGGCCUUCAUCUCAGCCCUGGUCUUCACAGAUCAUUGCGGGGUGAGACAGACUGGGUGUAGCUCUCAGGAAGGUCAUUUGAAACCUUGGAGACCUCACUUUCAACCUUGCACUGGGAGGAGUUACCUUCAGAAAAGAGUGCUUGUGAUUUCACGUAUUUUUGCUGACUUGUAAAAGAGACACUUGGAUGGUGGAUUAACGAGAGCAUUAACAUUCUGUGAAAAGUUUCAAAUUGGAGAAUAUUGAAUUUUCACCCUAGUCCAGCAGCUCUGCUGCUCACUUAAAUACAGAUGAAUGAAGACCCCAUUCGGAAAGACACCUGGCCAGCGGUCCAGAGCUGAUGCAGGCCAUGCUGGUGUAUCUGCAAACAUGAUGAAGAAGAGGACGUCCCACAAAAAACAUCGGAGCAGUGUGGGGCCGAGCAAACCUGUUUCCCAGCCCCGGCGGAACAUCGUAGGCUGCAGGAUUCAGCAUGGGUGGAAAGAGGGGAAUGGCCCUGUUACCCAGUGGAAAGGAACCGUUCUGGACCAGGUGCCUGUAAAUCCUUCUUUGUAUCUUAUAAAAUACGAUGGAUUUGACUGUGUUUAUGGACUAGAACUUAAUAAAGAUGAAAGAGUUUCUGCGCUCGAAGUCCUCCCUGAUAGAGUUGCCACAUCUCGAAUCAGUGAUGCACACUUGGCAGACACAAUGAUUGGUAAAGCGGUGGAACAUAUGUUUGAGACAGAGGAUGGCUCUAAAGAUGAGUGGAGGGGAAUGGUCUUAGCACGUGCACCUGUCAUGAACACGUGGUUUUACAUUACCUACGAGAAAGACCCUGUCUUGUACAUGUACCAGCUCUUAGAUGAUUACAAGGAAGGCGACCUUCGCAUUAUGCCUGAUUCUAAUGAUUCACCUCCAGCAGAAAGGGAACCAGGAGAAGUUGUGGACAGCCUGGUAGGCAAACAAGUGGAAUAUGCCAAAGAAGAUGGCUCGAAAAGGACUGGCAUGGUCAUUCAUCAAGUAGAAGCCAAGCCCUCCGUCUAUUUCAUCAAGUUUGAUGAUGAUUUCCAUAUUUAUGUCUACGAUUUGGUGAAAACAUCCUAGAUGUCAUCAUGAACUCUGCCAAAUUUGUGGAACUAUUAAAUGUAUAAUUUGUAGACAUAAAGACUUGAUUGCUUUCCAGUUUAAUGAAAGCUUAAAUGUCCCUGCGAACCCACAAUCUCUGCCAGCAGAACUGGUUUUGUUCUGAAUAGUACAGAUUGAUGUGAACACAAAGCAUUUUGUGUAAGGAGAACUCCUUCCUCUUAAAAGAAGUCUGUCUGUUUGGAGGGGAGUUACAGGCAAGUUUGGUAAAAGUUAAGCUAGUAUCAUAGUCAUUUAAAACUGUAAUAGAUCUUAACCAUGUUCCCCUUCACUCUAACACUCUUAUUCUGCUGCCACAAUGCAAGCAUAGUUUGGUAUUUUUGUUACUGCCUUUUUUUGAGAUAUAUGUAUCUAUAUCUACCUAUAUGUGUGUGUAUGUAUAUAUAUUAUAUACACACGUACACACACCAUUGGCAGUCCUUUCUUUGUGGAUUGGAAUGGGGGUGACAUAAUUUUCUCCAGUUUAACAGGAGUGCUUGACCCAAAUCAGUCCUAUUUAUGAUAUUAUUGCUUUUUAUUUAAAAUUAAAAUUUGGGCACAGGAAGCACAUAAGAAUGUUCAGCUUGUUUUGAAAGUCGGAAGUUCAGAGCACCUUUUCUAUCUGGAGGCUUUAAACCAUAAAUCCAAAUGUGAAUUAUUUGUGAACAGUUGAUGAUCCGCAUUAGAAUUUUGCAAUCUGGUAAGAAAUCUGGGUAAAAGGCUGCCUUUAAUUCUAAGCUUUGUAAUUUGUUUUUUUAGAACAACACUUUAUUCCGUAAAAUAGAAUAAGUGUUUAUAUGAUUUUUUUUGUUUACUCUUAAAUCGUAAAUACUUUUUAGUAAAGCCCAGGUCCUUGGUCCACAUAGUGUAAUGUAGGUGUGUAUUUUGGACAGCACAUUUGGUCCAUUAUUUGUACAAAUCAGUAAUCUGGAUUUUAGUAUAUGGAUUUAAAAAGGCAACAGUACAUCAGUGUGUGUUUGUGGUAAGUUCCUGGAAGAACACAGUGCUUUUAUAUCAGAAAUGUAAGUUUUAAGAGUGGCAUUGUUGCCUUCUAACAAGUUCUCUGGGACUUUUUAAUUUUUAUUACUAUUAUUGCUGAUAUAUGAUUACAGUCAGAAACAACCCCCUACCCCCCGUUUUUCCCCACAGAGAAUGUCUAGAAAAAUAACAGCUUGAUCUCUUGACAUCUUUUGUGGUGGUAUACGUAUGUCCUUGCUCCAGGUGUGCUGUUGAUGUGGAUUCAUUCCACUCAGCGGCCCCUCGGGGUUUGCAUGUCAGUGGUGCGUUACCAUAGAAGGUCCAGUCGUUUGUGUUCACUUGUGGGUGUAAGUAAUAGCAGCCCUUAUCCACAGAGUCCUUUCAUGGUUUAUUCCUGCAAGGUUGUUUUAAACUGAAUUAGAACUGCAGAUGUGAUUGGUUGAUCAGCAAAGCAGCUGCUCUCACUUUGUUUUGGAGGAAGCCUGGUGGUUUGACAGCCAGGAGAAAGGCCAUAUGUGAAACUAGUCUCUUGGGAAGAUUGGAAAUCUUACCUGUGGUUUGGGUAGAGCCUAAACGUGCAUGCUGUCAGUGAAAUGCCAGAGGUUUGGGUCAGAGGUCCAAGUGACCUCUGUUGUGGCUGUUCCUGACACUAGAAAUCACAUACUUUCCAGGCCUCACUGCACAUGAUUUGCUUGAUGUCCAUUUUAGCCUUCAUAAGGGCUUGUGCCUUGUGCUGUUGGAUGGUAACGGCCACUCACCAUGUAAACACAGUGCCUCAGUUUUUUGUCCACAGCUGCUGUUGCCCUGUGCCCAGUGCUUCACUGUGGGCAGCCAGGGCCAAGCUUGUGAAAGCAGUGUGAUACCCAAAACAUAGGUGCUUCUUGUGUAUGUGAACAGGUGUUGUUCUGCAGAUCUGCUGUGUUUUCCUGUUGACUCUUAAAGAGUCCCUGCAUGUAAAUCUCAAAGCUGAGCCUGGCUCCCGGAGCCCAGACUGACAUUUACAGUACAGGAGUUUGUGAGUGUGUCCAGCAUGCACAGACUGUGCAGAACUUGGCAUAGUGACUUUGGGCUGAAAAAUAAAGUUGAUUUUGAUCUAUUCUGAGGAUUGAGUCAAUUGAAACAUUUCUAGCGUUACCUAAUGACUUGCAUUGUGGUUUUUCUGCAAGCAACAUUAAUAUACCACACAAUCUCCCAGUCUCUAGAUGAAUGCAACGUCAUGAUUAUGGUGAUGUCGAUGAUGAUGACGUUAAUUGUUGUUCCAUUUAUUGCCUUUAGGGCUGAGGGAAGGGGAAGCUUUUUUUUGUUGGGGUUUUUUUUUUCCAUCUUUUUCCCCAUUCUGUCUUUUUUUUUUUUUUUUCUUUUGGUGGCUUAUGCCAUACUUAAUGACUCUGUGACUAAUUCUGCUCCCAAGCCCAUGUAUCUUGGGCUUCAUUUUAGGCUCAUGUUUCAGAUCUGCAUGCAUUGCUUGCAUUUUUCUGGUAUCUGAAUGUUGGUUCCUUGUUCUAGGAAUUCAACAUUAAUUUCCAAAAUUAUCAUGGGACUUGUGACAACAUGAGACAUGAAUCUAUGUAUAAAAUUUAUCGGCCUUUCUCAUUUACCUGCUCUAGUAUUAUUGUAUUGUGUGUGCGUGCGUGUGUGUGAUGUCAGGCUGCCACGUAAAACUUCAGAGAAAAAUCUUAAAAGCAGACCAUCCUUUUUGCAUGCUGUAUUCUAAGUAGAAUGUUCAAUGUAACUAACUAAAAUUGCAUGUUAAUGAUAUUUAGGUUUUUUGGGUUUUUUUUUUUCUUUAUUUUUAUUUGCUUUCAGUUUCCUGUAUAUUUGCUUACUGUGCUGUUUUAGUGGUUGUAGGAUAAAAAUGCACUGGUGAAGCAAAUGUAGUGCCAACAGAAGGUGAUUUUCCAGUUGUAAAUGUCAUGCAGCAUUUGAAGGGACUGUGCUUUCUUUAAAAAAAAAAUCACAGUUCUAAACCAGAUUUCAUUUCUAUUAUCGUUUUAUGUGCCAAACCGCGAAGUGCAUUGGGCUUGAAUCUGAACACUGUAGACCCAUUAGAAGACUGUUCCGAUUGUCACAAAUUGUAGUGCCUGAAAACACUCUUAAGCUGAUUGUCUUAAAAAAAUGAAAGUUCUCCAAAGACAAAACAGGAACAACUAUUACAACAAAACUAUGGUCGAAAUGUCUGUGGUUCCUUGGAAAUGCUGCGCUCUUUGUGUUUUCCAUCAUUAGUGCAGUUUGAAUGAAUGUGUAUAGUUCAGAGGUCUUCGUGUUCACAUUUUAAAAUUAGGUAAAUGACCUCAUCUUUCGAGCCUGAAUUCAUUUUUAAUUUUAAUUUUAUUUUAUACAAUGUGUAGACAGUUCCCUGUUCUCUGCAUUUAGAAGUAUACACAAUAUAAAUCUGUUAAUUCUGUAAGUAAUUUUUAUAAUUAUGAUGUAACUCUAUCCUAUCCUUAAAACAUUUAAAAUAAACCCUUUAUGUGCAA
Molecule: messenger RNA, 5376 nt
Organism: Lemur catta (Ring-tailed lemur)
Lineage: Eukaryota; Metazoa; Chordata; Mammalia; Primates; Lemuridae
Gene: SPIN1
Product: spindlin 1
Exons: 6
Coding region: 1115-1903 (262 amino acids)
Biological process (GO): regulation of DNA-templated transcription; gamete generation
Cellular component (GO): nucleoplasm; cytosol
Source: RefSeq, a predicted model, not a curated record